GGACGAUCGAGAGUAAGAUGCCCCUUUUUUGUACUUUCUUGAUUAUUCGAGGUUGUUAACCUCGCGUACUCCUGCCGCCAUUUGCAAUCGACUAAGUCGGUGUCACCGAGACUACACAACUACAAAAAGAAUUUGUUAAAUAUGGAAACUCUUUGUGAUGCUGUGGACAUUUUAAACAGUCAUGUUAUGACAAGAGCAAAUCUGAAUGUGAAGAAGAAAGGAAAUCGUCAAGAUGACGUACAGAUGAAUGCUUCAGCAGGAGAUGUGUUGUUACUAGAGUCUCCAACCACUGAUGUGGUGAUCAAACAAGAGCUAAUAGAAACUGAUGACAACAAUGCAUCAUCCAUGUAUGAAGUGCAGACAGCAGAUGGUGAAGUACAGCAGAUUGUUCAGUACAUUCAGAUUGAAAAUGUUCCCACUGAAGGGCAGACCACAACACCGACAGAUGAAUACGAAUCAACUCUUGAGGGAGAGGAUUUUGAAGUGUGUGAGAUAAACAUGAGUGACUUGAAAGAAAUUGCUGAUGGUAAACAUAUACUACAAGUACUCUACGUCCCUCAGGAUUUCAACAUGGCAUCAACAACAGGUGACAUGAGUCAGAAAUGUCUCAUAUGUAGUGAAAGUUUUAAGACUGUUGACUUGUUGAAGAUUCAUAUGAAUACACACAAUCCCAGGCCACAUUUCCGUGAACUUCGAGCCAUCAUGACACAAACAGAUGAAAGUUUACUUCAAGGCAAUACAGUCAACGUCACAAUGCCUUCUGUUCAGUUUGAGAAUAGUGAACCUGUUGAAUCAGAUCAACAGAUAAAUGCAAUCGAUGCAGAAAAUAUUUUGAACCCUGUGGCUCAAAUUAAUUCUAAUUUAGGGGGAAUGAAACACACAAAAAAGGUUUUAUCAAAAACAAGCAAUACAUGUCACAUUUGUUCAAAAACAUUUGUCUCUGCUUCCAAGUUAAUAAGACAUAGCUAUCUGCACACGGGUGAAAAACCUUUUGCUUGUGAUAUUUGUCAUCGGCGUUUCACACAGAUAGCACACCUAAAAGUACAUGUGGAGCUUCACACAGGACAGUAUGUUUACAGGAAACUUUACCAGUGUCCCCACUGUGGAAAAAAAUUCACCUCCAAAUCUAACAUCCAGACACACCUCGUCAUCCACACUGGGGUAAAGGCUUACAAGUGCCACCAAUGUGGAAAAUCUUUUGCACUGGCUUCGCACCUCAAGCGUCAUGAAUUUUCCCAUACAGGUCAAAAGCCUUUCACAUGUGGAACAUGUGGGAAGUCUUUUACCACAAAGUGCUCAAUGAUAAUUCACUCCCGACAACACUCUGGGGAACGCCCAUUCUCAUGUAAUAUGUGUGGAAGGUCAUUUUAUGAUAAAACUCACUUAAGACGUCACAUAAAAUCACACAAAAAGUUGUAUAAGUGUAAUAAGUGUCCGAGCCGUUUUAUGAAUAUUUUGAUGUUGAAUUCACAUCUGAAAACACACAAUACAGUGAAUGAUAGUAUCCAAACCACUGAAGAAGUGGUUAAACUUGUUCAAAGCAUAAGAAAAUCAACACCCAAAUUGGGUAUACCGAAAGUGAGGAAAUAUCGUACCCAACAGCCUUUGUCGCCUUCUUUGCCAGUUGUUCAUCUUCCUCCUGAAGAACCAGAGACUGCUUUAGAAGACUUUGCUUUAAAUAUUCUCAAUGUAGGUAGUGUACUUCAACAUGAUGCAGCCCAUAGCUAUUCCCUGAAGAGCAAGCUUGGAGAUUCAAAGGAAAUUAAGAAUAAGUGUAACCUGUGCGGAAAAGGUUUUGCACAUCCUUCUAAUCUGUUGAAGCACAAAAAGACUGUCCACUCAUCACUUCGACCAUACAAAUGUGAUGUGUGUCAAAGGUCAUUUACUCAAAAUGCUCAUUUGAAAGUCCACAAAAAGACCUUGCAUCCUGAUCCUGGAGAAAAAAUUUUGUAUCAGUGUGGAGUCUGCUUCAGACAGUUCAAUGUACAAAAAAAUGCAGAGAGACACAUGAAACAUGUCCACUUGGGACAAGAACAAAAGAAAAAUCUCAAGUGCAAACUUUGUGAAAAAACAUUUGCUUUUCCAGUACAACUGAAGCGUCAUUUGAAGAAACAUGAAGAUGAAACCAGUCGUGAGUGUGAUCAAUGUGGUAAAAAGUUUACUUCCCUCUGGCACUUCUCUAUGCACUACCGAACACAUACAGGCGAAAAGCCUUAUGAAUGUGAAGUUUGUUUGUUACGGUUUGGAGACCAGAGCACUUUGACCCGACACAAAAGGGGUACUCAUGAAAACGUAUCACGGGUAACUUGUGGUGUUUGUAAGAAAACAUUUUCAUCCAAGGGACAUUUAGUGAAACAUUUGAAAAGACACCCAGAGACUCGACGAGCUGUGUUAAUGGCACAGGGAAGCGCCAAGGAGUAUAUGCCAGUUACUGCCAGCCAGAAAUACCAAUGUGGAGAAUGCCAGGAGGAGUUUACUUACUUUGCAAAUGCUUUUGCUCACAUGAAAGUACAUUCUGAAAAUGGAGAAGUUCCGCUGAAGUGUCCUUUCUGUAAUGCAGAUUUUAGUGACAUGAGUGCCAUGAAAAAACAUAUUCGACAACAUACUGGAGAACCUGAGCCAGAAAAAUCUCAAGUAUGCAACUUUUGCAGCAAAAGAUUCUAUAAGAAGAAAACCCUUAAAACACAUUUGGAAAAGAUGCAUAGUACUAUGGAAAGUAACAAAAGAACUAUGAGGGUAAAAUUGGAGUCAGAGCUGGCAUCACAAUCUUCAAUUAAUCACAUAAGUUCAGUUUCAGGUAUCACAGCUUUGGAAGCUAAUGAACAUGGUGAAGUGAUGGAACAAACACUUCCCUUUUACUCCACUUCAGAAGAGAAUAAUGGAAACAAUCAGCUCACUGUACAGGUGUUAAAACAAGAGGAAGGAGCAGAAGAUGACAUAAUUACAGUAGUUGUGAUGGAUCCUUCUACUGCUUCUCAAGUACAAGAUGAGCAAAUCAAAAAGCAGCAAACACUGGAAAAUGAGGCUGCCAGAGUUCUGCAUUCCUUGAACAAUUCUAAGGCUGCGAUCAUAGAACUGGAUAUACCAGCUCUUGAGGGUGCACAGCAUAUUGUUGAACCUAAAGAGAUAGGACCAAGUACUGACAAGAAAUAAAUUUUGCAGAAAUG
Gigantopelta aegis is the source of this 3167-nucleotide messenger RNA. Its product is annotated as zinc finger protein 585A-like. Gene Ontology annotation, biological process: regulation of transcription by RNA polymerase II. Bases 142 to 3153 code for a protein of 1003 amino acids. The record is from RefSeq and is a predicted model, not a curated record. Gene Ontology annotation, molecular function: DNA-binding transcription factor activity; RNA polymerase II cis-regulatory region sequence-specific DNA binding. Lineage: Eukaryota; Metazoa; Mollusca; Gastropoda; Neomphalida; Peltospiridae. The transcript has 2 exons.